Molecule: messenger RNA, 1299 nt
Organism: Paramecium sonneborni
Lineage: Eukaryota; Ciliophora; Oligohymenophorea; Peniculida; Parameciidae
Source: the annotation of a GenBank genome assembly
AAUGUUCAAGUAUAAAUCAUUUUGGAGAUUAUAUGCUUUGAGUGUAGUUUUAAGUGUACCACAGAUAGUUACUGGUUAUUUAUGUGUUCAAUAUUUGGAGUUUCGUUUAUUAGAUGAUGAAUGGUUUUACAUAGGAUUAGCUUUAAGUUGGUCAUUAUCACCAUUGUUGGUGGAAGUCACUCGAUUCAAAUUAAUUGGAGUAAAUAUAAUUAUGAUUACUAUUGCAAUUAUUGGUUUAUCUACUGAAGAUUAUUCUUCUGAAUAAAUUUUUAAAAUUUAUACUUGCAUUAUAGGUAUUGUAGAAGGAUGUGAUUGGCUAUUAACAACUAGAUUUAUAAGAGAGUAAGUAGGAUGGGAAGAAGAAAGAUCGAUACAUCUCAAUAACAAUCCUUUAAUCUGUUUUUUCUUUGGCACUUUACUAAGAAUUAGUUACACUGAAGACUAGAAUCCUGAAGACCAACAAAUUAUUAUUAGUAUUCUUAUAAUUUUGACUAAUUCUAUAAGAUUACUUUCCUUCCUUACCGUUUAUAAUAAAUAGAGUCUAGAGUAUUACUAUAGAAAAUUCAAAGAGCUUUAAGGCAGAGUGAUUAUAAAGAAUUAAUUUUAAGGAAAUAUUAAAGAUAUAGAAUACUUUUAUAUAUCUAACAAUGAAGAAUAUAGCAAACUAAAUAGAAAGACGAGUACACUAUUAUAGUAGCAAUAUCGGAAACGCUUUAUUACAUGCAUAUUAUUAACACUUUUGUCAUGGUUCUAGUUGAACUAUCACAAUAAUUUCAAAUAAUAGGAAGUAGUAUUAGAACAUUCAUUCUGCUAUUUAUUUCUUGCCUUUCUAACUAUCACUAUUUUCUGUUAAAUCAUUUAUAGAAAAUUUAGUAUAAUUUUAAUUAAAUUCAAGAUGUUAGAGAUGUAAUGAUGGUUUUCAAUAUUAUAUUGCUAAUUUUAAAUGCUCUUCAGAUAAUGAAAAAUAGACUAAACUUAAUGCAUUUUUAACUAAUGAUCAUAAAUUGCUCAGUACUUUUCAGUUUCAUCAUUUAUUAUAUCGGACUAAAUUUACUAAUAACACAAUAACUGCCUUAUAAAGGAAUAACAUAUACUCUAAAUUUGACUUUUUUGUCAUUGUGUGGAGCCUAGUAAAUAAAUCAUUUGAUUAAAUAAAAGUAUGAAAAUGAAAAUGUUAGAAAUUCCACAACGCUACAUUAUAUUUAAAUAGUAGCAAAUAUUUUGUGUUUUCCUAUUCUAUUAAAAUUAAAGAAUAUCAAGAUGCUUAGAGAAUAUGAAAUUAAUUAAGUUUAUAAUUGA